Loa loa (African eye worm) is the source of this 198-nucleotide messenger RNA. RefSeq lists its product as hypothetical. NCBI's taxonomy places the organism in Eukaryota, Metazoa, Nematoda, Chromadorea, Rhabditida, Onchocercidae. The record is from RefSeq and is a predicted model, not a curated record. The transcript is spliced from 2 exons. The coding region runs from base 1 to 198 and encodes 65 amino acids.
AUGGUAAAACUGAUGCAAAAUGCGAUACAAGAGAAUGAUGGUUUGUUAAAUACAGGGCUAAAUAUUCAGGUAGAUGCAUGGUCGCAACGCGGCAAAUUUGAAACCGUCGUGGCCUAUGAUGAUUUCGCCUAUAAACAUCUUUUUAAGGCGGGAAAAGCAUGCAAGACGUCGAAAAAUGGUCUGCAAGCAAUUAACUGA